GCGGUGUCGGCAGCGUUGGGAGGGUGGAGGGUGUGCAAUGGAGCAAUGUUUUUGCUUGAGGGAGGGGGUAAUGGUUUGGGAAUGGAAAGUGGGAGGGUGUGCAGUCGGAGUCGGAGUGAGGUUAGUGGAGUCAGAGUCGGAGUGAGGCUGGAUGGACCUGUGCCCCUAAAAGACGACGUUUUGGAAAAGGAAGUGGUUUUCGAGCAGUGCGUGACGAGGACUCUGUCUCCGGCGUUGACAUUGGAGGAGGGACUUGAGAAACUGAAGGAGGCUCUCCAAAUCUUGAAUUCUCCUUCCCCUUCUUCCCCUACUGGAUUCCUUAGGUUUCAGGUGGCGCUCCCUCCCAGUCCUAAGACCUUCACUUUGUUUUGCUCCCAACCCCACUCCUCCUCGGUCUUUCCUCUCAUUUAUGUUUCCAAGAACGACGCCGACUCUAAAUCACUCUAUGUCAAUUUGGAUGAUAAUCCGCUCCCAGAUUGAGUUAGAUGAGCUGGAAAGUGUUUCCAUUCUGUCAAUGACCCUUGCAUGGGAUGAAUUUUCCUUCUCUACUUUUCAAGAAGCCCAUUAUUUGCUUCAAGAUUCUCUAGACCAGCUGUAGAUCUUCAGUACAAGGAUUUAAGGCAUUUUCAGUGGCAUUGGGAAAAGGGGGAGCCUGUCAUUGUCAACAAUGUCCUUGAAUGUACAUCUGGUUUAAGCUGGGAACCGCUUGUCAUGUGGCGUGCAUUACGUCAUGUAACUAAUACCAAGCAUGGCCAACAUUUGGCGGAGAAAACAAUUGAUUGCUUAGAUUGGACUGAGGGGGAAAUUAAUAUCCACCAAACUUUUACUGGCUAUACAAAUGGUCGUAGGGAUUGGCUUGCUUGGCCACAGAUAUUGAAAUUAAAAGAUUGGCCUCCUUCUAAUUUAUUUGAGGAACAAUUGCCUCGUCAUUGUGCUGAGUUCAUAUCUUCCUUACCCUUCAAGGAAUAUACUGAUCCUCACAAAGGUUCUCUUAACCUUGCUGUGAAGUUGCCUAAUGGUUCUCUAAAGCGAGACCUGGGGCCAAAAACAUAUAUUGCUUAUGGAUUUCCUCAGGAGCUUGGACGUGGUGAUUCAGUGACUAAGCUCCAUUGUGAUAUGUCUGAUGCAGUAAAUGUGUUGACUCAUAUUGCUGAAGUGAAACUGGAUUCUGAUCAACUUACUGUCAUUGAGAAGUUGAAGCAAAAGCAUCUCGAGCAAGAGAAAAGGGAGCUACUUGGUGAUGAUCAAGAUGGAGAAACUAAUGUUGACAUGGUUAAUAAUUCAUCUUCUACAAUAAAUGCUUUGCACAGGCAAAGUAGUGUUGAAGUCAUGGAACAAGAAGGUGGAUUAUGUGAUGGGAUAGAAGUUGAUCAGUUUCAUCAACCGUCUGGUAGUAAUGAGGUUGCCAUUGCUAAUGAGGAUGGUAUUUCAUAUGGAUCAGAGCUCAUAGAGGUUGACAAAGUAAAAAUAAAUCAAGGUGAUUUGUUGUUUGGGGGGGAUGCUUCAGAUGGUGCUCUCUGGGAUAUUUUUCGGAGACAGGAUGUCCCUAAGUUGCAGGAAUAUCUGAAGAAGCAUUUCAGAGAGUUUAGGCAUGUCCAUUGCUGUCCUUUAAAGCAGUUGGAUCAUGCCAAUGAAUUAUCAAACUCCCUGAAAGAAAGUGCCAAUAUUAACACUGUUCGGGCAUCGCUUAUUGUUGAAGAAUGCACAAGACUUGGUUUGAUGUAUUUGUGUAUUGCUCCUGGAUCUAGACCUUCCCCUAUUGCUGUUGCUAAUGCAAGUCACAAAUUAAUCACAUGUAUUUCAUGCUUCGAUGAGCGUUCACUUGCAUAUCAUGCUGUUGGAUAUGGAAGAGGAUCUCACAUUCCAGCAGUAGCCAUUACAUCAUCAGGCACUGCAGUUUCCAACCUUCUUCCUGCUGGACUGCAACCUAAUCUACUAACUACUACUGAACUCUAAUGCAGGUCAAGUCUGAUCUGGCUAAAAAUAUCCAAUCAUUAGAACCAAACUCUAAAUGUUAUGUCUUGUAAUGAGUGAUUCUCUUACACUCUGAAGUAUAACAA
Messenger RNA from Glycine soja, 2060 nucleotides. RefSeq names its product lysine-specific demethylase JMJ25-like. Gene Ontology annotation, cellular component: chromatin; histone deacetylase complex. The coding region runs from base 712 to 1956 and encodes 414 amino acids. NCBI's taxonomy places the organism in Eukaryota, Viridiplantae, Streptophyta, Magnoliopsida, Fabales, Fabaceae. Gene Ontology annotation, molecular function: thiamine pyrophosphate binding; histone H3K9 demethylase activity; transcription coregulator activity. The record is from RefSeq and is a predicted model, not a curated record. Gene Ontology annotation, biological process: regulation of transcription by RNA polymerase II. The transcript has 8 exons.